AUUCUGUCUGUUCCCCCUCACCCUACCCAGCCUUGUGCUUAGCUUGGCUCUUUCCUUCCCCUGCGUUGCUUUCCUUUGCCCCACCGUCUCCAGACCCCCCUCUGCAAUGCUGCCACUCUGGCAGCUCCAAAUUCCCCAACACCUGUAAAACUUACAGUUUGAUUUUCUUUUUUUUUUAUCUUGGAGAAGUCUAACCUGUGGAUUACAUGGUCCAGGAAACAAGACUGUGAUCACCAAGUGAAAAUGGAAUAAUUUAAUAACGGGGGGAUUUUUAAGUGGAUGCUGAUUGGAUUCAUACCGAAGCUGCGAUUUUCCGUUCACUUCUACAUGAGGAGGCUUUGCCCCCAAUUUAAAGGAUAAUACCUGAAAUUGUCUCCAUUUCACCAUGGCUGAAGGAGCCAAACCCGCCUCCUCCUCCUCUGCCAUUGGGGCCAAUGGAGCAGCGGCAGCACAGACCAGCUCUCUCAAGUCCAAAGGUCAGAGGCUCCUCGGAAAACUGAGAAUGUCUGCAGAGCUGCUGAUUGCCCUGGUUGCCCUCCUGUCCUGGUUGGUGGUGGGAGUGGUGAUGUUUGACUUUGUGGAGUACAAGGCAGUCCCUGACAUUCAUCAAAUCAUUGCGGACCCUGUGCAAGCUGCAAACGAUGCCGUUGAUGAAGUAUCCAGUCUGCUCAGUAAAUUUCAAGAAUGUGCACCUGAUUUAAGUGACCCCAUGUCUGCUGCCACUUACGCUGCUGAGGAAAUAUCGGAAGCAAAAGCUGGAUUUGUUCGCUAUUUUUCAGAUGAGGAAGGGAACUUCUACCUCAGCUAUGUUGACCCUGUGGUCAUUGGAAGACGAGCUUUCCAUUCAUCUAAUGAUUUCCUGUGUGGAGUUUUGGGCUCCUUCAAGGACACACUGUGUGCUACUGUGGAUACUAUAUUGGGUACUAUAUUGGAUAUAAAUGAAGGGAAAACAGACCUUAGUUACAUUGACCCUGUGGUAGUAGGCAGAGGUGUCUUCAGUGUUACUAAUGAGCUCAUGUGUGGAGCGGUGGGCUACAUCCAGGAUGUGCUCUGUGCCAUUUUGGACACUAUUCUGGAUGUAGUGAAAGGAGCCACUGAUAUUAGCUUCAUCGACCCUGUGGUAGUCGGCAGAGAUCUCUUUAGUGUUACUAACAACACUGUGAGUGGAAUAAUGGGCUACAUCCAGGGCGUGCUCUGUACCAUAUUAGACAGUAUACUGGAAAUAAUAAAAGGAACCACUGAUGUUAGCUUCAUUGACCCCGUGGGUAUUGGCAGAAAUGCCUUCAGUGUUAUUAAUGACUUUGUGAGUGGAAUAGCAGGAUAUAUCCAUGAUAUGCUCUGUGCACUCUUGGAUGUAAUACUGGACACAGUACAAGGUAUCCAGCAUGCUCUGGGAUUCAGCCCCAUGUCAGUUCUUAAGAGAACAGCAGAAAUCACCACAGAGCAGAUAAACAUGCUUGUGAGCUACGUCUCCACCAUGCUGAUUGGUGAACAAGGGAUCAUGCCUGACGUGUCCAUUGACCCCAUGAAAGUUGUUCAAGAUGCCAUGUUAGAGUUCACAGACAAGAAAGAUUUGUUCAACGCUUACAUGUCGAGCAUGCUUGUUGGUGAUCAAGCUGAACCUGCUGCCACACCGGGUGUAAAUGUGGUAACUGAAAAAGAUAAAACUGUAGCUUCCCCAUCUGAUUUACAUUUGGUAAAAAGGAAAGGUGAAUUUCUGCCACCUUUUGAAAAAGUUGCAGAGAUCAUGCACGCUGCCAAAGAUGAAGCUGCUCCCGCUGCAGAGUUAAGUGAAGCCCCAGACUCAAAGAUGGCGGAGAAGGAGGAGGCUGAAGUUCCUACUGAAGCUGUCAAUGAAGCAGAUGUGAGAGUGGCAGAGGAAGACGAUGUGAAACAUGUCGACCUCGAAGAAACAGAACAUAAACCAUCACUGGAAGAUGACGGUAUCCUUGUUGAUGAAAGCAAGGAGGAAAGAAAGAAGGAAGAGGCAGAAGAGGUUGAUACUGAGGAAGAAGAUCAUAAAUCAGAUGAGGAGGUGGAGGAGAAAGAAGACAAUGAAGCUGUUGGUACAGAAAAGGAGGAAUUCAAAACAGAGGCUGAUGAAUUAGAACAAGAAGAGGAAGAUAUUAAAACAGAAGAGGCUGGGGUAGAAGAAGAGGAGGAGGAGGAGCCAAAAACAGAAGAAGAGGUGGUCAAAGAUGAGGAAGAGGAGGAGAAGUCUAAAGCUGAAGACAUUUUGGUAGAAAGGGAGGAGGAGGCGGUGGCAACAAAAACAGAAGAAGAUACAGUAGAAGAUGAGGAGGAGGAGACCAAAACUGAAGAAGAUGCUGUAGAAGAUGAGGAGAAGGAGACCACAGCUGAAGAAGAUUUGGUGGAAAAGGAGGAGGAGGAGGAGACAAAAACUGAAGAAGAUGUGGUAGAAGCUGUGGAGGAGAAGACCCCAACUGAAGAGGAUUUGGUGAUAGAUAAGGAGGAGGAGACAAAAACUGAAGAAGAUUUGGUGGAAGAUACCGUAGAAGAUGAUGCGGAGGAGACCAAAACUAAAGAAGAUUUGGUGGAAGAUAAGAAGGAGGAGAAGGAGGAGGAGGAGACAAAAACUGAGGAAGAUUUGGUGGAAGAUACCGUAGAAGAUGAUGCAGAGGAGACCAAAACUAAAGAAGAUUUGGUGGAAGAUAAGAAGGAGGAGAAGGAGGAGGAGGAGACAAAAACUGAGGAAGAUGCAGUAGAAGAGGAGGAGGAGGAGGAGGAGGCCAAAACUAAAGAAGAUUUGGUGGAAGAUGAACUUCAUGGUGAUGAAGAAAGAGAGGAAGAAAAUAUUGAAAUUAUUGACACUGAUGUGAAAGAUGAGUUUGUAAAAACAAACCAGGACGGUCAAGCUUUAGACCUGGACAAUGAUGAGGCUUUAGAAGAGGAGGAGGAGGAAGAAGGAGAAAAAGAGUCAUCUGUCCAACAACUGGAACUUAAAAUCCUGUCAGCUAAAACACUCAAUAAUGCCAGUGUAGUACCUGGAUCUGAUGAGGAGGAGGAAGAAGAAACAAAUGUUCAUGACCAAGAUGAAUACACCGACAUCAUCAACGAUCAUGAUGAAAACAACAACAACAGUGAAAGUGGGAAAACUGGACUUAAACGAAAGAGGAACGUACGUAUUCCCAUUGAGAGGCUCAGAAGAGUUGUAGCCAGAGCUGAACACCUCCACAAGCAUGAGAAAGUUCUCAAAGAGGCAAAGGAUAGACACGCAAUAAAAGAAGUUAAAGAUGCCAUUAUUAAAGACCUUAAAGCCACAGAAACUGAAAAGGAGAAAAAAGCGAAGCAAGCCAAACUUGAGGAAGUCGAAGAGAUAAAACUAACAGAAGAAAAGUCAAAGGAGGAGGCCAAAUCCCUUGAGAAGAAAUCACAGGAGCCCAAAGGAGAGCCUAAAAAGGAGGAAGAACCAAAGCCUUUUGAAGACAAAAAAGCAAAUAAAACGUCUAAAGAGGAGGCGGGAGUAAAGAAGGUUACUAAGGAGAAGAAAGAAAUAGCAAAACCUAAAGAUAAGAGACAAGUCACCGUACCCUCUAAAGAAAAACAAGAAGUCAAGAAACCAUCUACAAAACAGAAAGAAGUCAAGACACCGCCUAAAGAAGAGAAGAAAGGCAGGGCGCUAACUAAAGAGAAAGAAGUCAAGAAACCACCAAAAGAAGAGAGAGAACUCAAGAAACCACCUAAAGAAGAGAAAGAAGUUAAGAUACCACCCAAAGAAGAAAGAGAAGUCAAGAAACCAUCCAAAGAGGAGAAAGAAAUCAAGAAACCACCCAAAGAAGACAGAAAAGUCAAGAAAGCUUCCAAAGAAGAGAAAGAAGUCAAGAAAGCUUCCAAAGAAGAGAAAGAAGUCAAGAAACCACCAAAAGAAGAGAGAGAACUCAAGACACCACCUAAAGAAGACAAAGAAGUGAAGAAACCUCUCAAAGACAAGGCAGAAGUAAAGAAACCUCCAAAAGAACAGAAAGAAAUCAAGAAACCACCCAAAGAAGAAAAAGAAGUCAAGAAACCACCUAAAGAAGAGAAAGAAGUUAAGAUACCACCCAAAGAAGAAAGAGAAGUCAAGAAACCAUCCAAAGAGGAGAAAGAAAUCAAGAAACCACCCAAGAAGACAGAAAAAGAACUCAAGACACCACCUAAAGAAGACAAAGAAGUGAAGAAACCUCUCAAAGACAAGGCAGAAGUAAAGAAACCUCCAAAAGAACAGAAAGAAAUCAAGAAACCACCCAAAGAAGAAAAAGAAGUCAAGAAACCACCUAAAGAAGAGAAAGAAGUUAAGAUACCACCCAAAGAAGAAAGAGAAGUCAAGAAACCAUCCAAAGAGGAGAAAGAAAUCAAGAAACCACCCAAAGAAGACAGAAAAGUCAAGAAAGCUUCCAAAGAAGAGAAAGAAGUCAAGAAACCACCCAAAGAAGAGAAAGAAAUGAAGGCAGCCCUUGAAGAAAUGAAACCAACUAAAGACGAGAAAGAAGUCAAAAAACCACUUAAAGAAGAGAGAAAAGUCCAGAAACCACUUAAAGACAAGAAAGAAGUCAAGAAACCAUCCAAAGAAGAGAAAGAAUUCAAGAUACCACCUAAAAAAGAGAGAGAACUCAAGGAACCACCCAAAGAAGAAAGAGAAGUCAAGAAACCUUCUAAAGAACAGAGAGAAGUCAAGAAACUACUUAAAGACGAGAUAGAGGUCGAGAAACCAUCCAAAGAAGAGACAGAAGUCAAUAAACCCUCUAAAGAAGACAAAGAAGUUAAGAAACCAUCAAAAGAAGAGAGAGAAGCCAAGAAACCACAGAAAGAAGAGAAAGAAAUGAAGGCAGCCCUUAAAGAAAUGAAACCAACUAAAGAAGAGAAAGAACUCAAGAAACCACCUAAAGAAAAGAGAAAAGUCCAGAAACCACUUAAAAACAAGAAAGAAGUCAAGAAACCAUCCAAAGAAGAGAAAGAACCCAAGAUACCACUUAAAGAAGAGGGAGAAAUCAAGGAACCACCUAAAGAAGAAAGAGAAGUCAAGAAACCUUCUAAAGAACAGAGAGAAGUCAGGAAACUACUUAAAGACGAGAUAGAAGUCGAGAAACCAUCCAAAGAAGAGACAGAAGUCAAUAAACCCUCUAAAGAAGACAAAGAAGUUAAGACACCACCAAAAGAAGAGAGAGAAGUCAAGACACCUUCCAAAGAAGAGAAAGAAGUGAAGAAACCACCCAAAGAAGAGAAAGAAAUGAAGGCAGCCCUUAAAGAAAUGAAACCAACUAAAGAAGAGAAAGAAGUGAAGAAAACACUUAAAGACAAGAAAGAAGUCAAGAAACCACUUAAAGAAGAGAUAGAAGUCAAGAAACCAUCCAAAGAAGUGAGAGAGGUCAAGAAACCUUCUAAAGAACAGAGAGAAGUAAAGAAACUACUUAAAGAAGAGAAAGAAGUUGAGAAACCAUCCAAAGAAGAGAAAGAAGUCAAUAAACCCUCUAAAGAAGAUAAAGAAGUUAAGAAACCACCAAAAGAAGAGAUAGAAGUUAAGAAACUAUCCAAAGAUGAGAAAGAAGUCAAGAAACUACACAAAGAAGAGAAAGAAGUCAAAAAACUACUUAAAGAAGUCAAGAAACCACUUAAAGAAGAGAGAGAAGUCAAGAAACCAUCCAAAGAAGUGAGAGAGGUCAAGAAACCUUCUAAAGAACAGAGAGAAGUAAAGAAACUACUUAAAGAAGAGAAAGAAGUAAAGAAACCUUCUAAAGAAGAGAAAGAAGUCAAGAAACCAUCCAAAGAAGAGAAAGAAGUCAAGAAACUACUUAAAGAAGAGAGAGAAGUCAAGAUACCACCUAAAGAAGAGCGAGAAGUAAAGAAACCAUCCAAAGAAGGGAAAGAAAUCAAGAAACCACUUACAGAAGAGACAGAACUCAAGAUACCAACUAAAGAAGAGAGAGAAGUAAAUAAACCAUCCAAAAAAGAGAAAGAAUUCAAGAAACCACCUAAAGAAGAGGAAGAAGUCAGGAAACCACUUAAAGAAGAGAAAGAAGUCAAGAUACCAACUAAAGAAGAGAGAGAAGUAAAGAACCCAUCCAAAGAAGAGAAAGAAGUCAAGAAACCACCUAAAGAAGAGGAAGAAGUCAGGAAACCACUUAAAGAAGAGAAAGAGGUCAAGAAACCAUCCAAAGAAGAGAAAGAAGUCAAGAAACCACCUAAAGAAGAGGAAGAAGUCAGGAAACCACUUAAAGAAGAGAAAGAAGUCAAGAUACCAACUCAAGAAGAGAGAGAAGUAAAAAAACCAUCCAAAGAAGAGAAAGAAGUCAAGAAGCCAUCCAAAGAAGGGAAAGAAAUCAAGAAACCACUUAAAGAAGACAGAGAAGUUAAGAAAUCACCUAAAGAAGAGAGAGAAGUCAAGAAUCCACUUAAAGACAAGACAGAAGUCAAGAAACCAUCCAAAGACGAGAAAGAAGUCAAGAAACCAUCUAAAGAGAAAGAAGUCAAGAAACCACCUAAAGAAGAGAGAGAAGUCAAGAAACCACCCAAAGAAGAGAAAGAAGUCAAGAAACCACCUAAAAAAGAGAAAGAAGUCAAGGAACCACCUAAAGAAGAGAAAGAAGUCAAUAAACCUUCUAAAGAAGAGAAAGAGGUCAAGGAACCACCUAAAGAAGAGAAAGAAGUCAAUAAACCUUCUAAAGAAGAGAAAGAGGUCAAGGAACCACCUAAACAAGAGAAAGUCAAGAAACCACCCAAAGAAGAGAAAGAAGUAAAGAAACCUUCUAAAGAAGAGAAAGAAGUCAAGAAACGACCCAAAGAAGAGAAAGAAGUCAAGAAACCUUCUAAAGAAGAGAAAGAACUCAAGGAACCACCUAAAGAAGAGAGAGAAGUCAAGAAACUUCCUAAAGAGGAGAAAGAAUUCAAGAAACCACCUAAAGAAGAGAGAGAAGUCAAGAAACCAUCCAAAGAAGAUAAAGAAGUAAAGAAACCACCUAAAGAAGAGAAAGAAGUCAAGAAACCUUCCAAAGACGAGAAAGAAGUCAAGAAACCUCUCAAAGAUCAGAGAGAAGAGAAGAAAACUCCAAAAGACGAGAAAGAGGUGAAGAAACAUCCCAAAGAAGAGAGAGAAGUCAAGAAACCACCUAAAGAAGAAAAAGAGAAGAAAUCUCUGAAAGAGGAAAAAGAACAGACGACACAUCCCAAAGAAGAGAAAGAAGUCAAGAAACCAACUAAAGAUGUUGACUUGGAACCAGCUAAGGAAGAGAAAAAACUGAAAAGGCCCCAAGAGGAGAAAAUAGACAAAGAGGUGAAGCCUAAAGAACUGAAGGAAGUAAAGAAACCUUCUAAGGACAGGAAAGAAGUAAAGGAACCCUCUAAAGAAGAUAGGUUAGAAAGGGAGCCACCUAAGAAGGAGAAAGAAAUAAAGAAGCCCUCUAAAGAGAUAAAAGAUGUGAAGCCUUUCAAGGAAGAGAAAGCAAAGAAAAGGCCUUCUGUGGAGGAAAAAGAAGUGAAGAAGCCUAUAAAGAAGGAAAAAGACCUGAAGCCUUCUGUGGAGGAAAAACCUCCACAAAAAGAGAAAGACUUAGCAAAAGAAGAGAAAGAACCAACAAAGCUUAAAGAGGUACAAGAGGUCAAAAAGUAUCUCAAGGAAGAGAAGGAAGGAAUACCACCUCCAAAAGAAGAAAGACAACAAAGGAAGCCUUUGAAAGAAGAGAAGGAACCAGAAAAAACACAUAAAGAGGCCAAAGAAGUUAAAAAGCUUCCAAAAGAAGAGAAGGAAGUAACAAAGCCUGCAAAAACAGAACCAGAAAAGAUUUCCAAAGAGAAGAAACAACCAGCUGAGACUUCUAAAGAGUUGAAAGAGGAGGACAAGCAAGAUGGUCCUUCCAAAGAAAAACAAGAUACAGAGAAACCUUUUAAAGAAGAAAAAAGAACAACAAGACUGUCCAGAAAGGAAGAAAAAGAACCUAAGAUGCCUUCCAAAGAAGAGACAGAACCAAAGAAGCCCUCUAAAGAGCAAGCCAAAGAGAAACCUUCAAAGGUCAAGGUCAAGGUCAAGAAGAUUCCCAAAGACGAAAUGGAACCAAAGAAGAUCUCUGAGGGAGAAAGAGAACCAACAAAGCCUUCUAAGGAAGAGAAAAAAAUCAAGAAGACUCCCAAAGACAAAGAACCUGUCAAGAAGAGAGACACUACGACAGACGCUGGACCAGUAAGGGCUGUAAGGAGGAUUAAAGGAGUCAAGAAGGAGGUUGCAUCUGUCCUGAAGAAGGAACAUUUUAAUGUUACAAAAGCAGCUGAUGAACCCAAGAGGGCAGUAAAGGUACUGAAGGCUUCGAAAAAGCAGAUAGUUGCUGUCCUGAAAAAGGAACAUGUGAAUGUUACAAAAACAGAGGUUUCUGAAGUUCCUAAAGUGAAAGCCAAACCAGGACCUGCAACGAAGGUGGCAGCUCCUAAGGAAACCAAGAAGGAACCAAAACAAAAACUCAAACUUAAACCUUUAAACCAGAAGUUUCAAAAGAAAAGGCAAAAGCAGCUCCUGCUGAGAAAGAACAAGAGGGCCCUCCCAGAAAUGCCUCUCUUGUGAAAGGGAGAGUCAAAAUAGUUCCUAUGAAAAAAGCAGCUGAGGUUUCAAAACAGAAGCCUAAACCAGUUCUAA
Molecule: messenger RNA, 8617 nt
Organism: Micropterus salmoides (largemouth bass)
Lineage: Eukaryota; Metazoa; Chordata; Actinopteri; Centrarchiformes; Centrarchidae
Product: trichohyalin
Exons: 26
Coding region: 386-8545 (2719 amino acids)
Source: RefSeq, a predicted model, not a curated record